Molecule: messenger RNA, 1071 nt
Organism: Blumeria graminis f. sp. triticale
Lineage: Eukaryota; Fungi; Ascomycota; Leotiomycetes; Helotiales; Erysiphaceae
Source: the annotation of a GenBank genome assembly
AUGCCUUCGUACAACCUGGAGGACUCGCCUUUAGGCUUAUUUCGCAACAACGCCUUAUCAAGGGUGCUUGUGGACACAUACAAUUCAUUUGCAGAGAGAAGAACACAAUUAGGCCUCUCAAACCCAGGAUGCGUCGAGAAUAUUUCUCGAGAAGUACAGCGUGAUGUGUUGCUUAAUAAUUACACAUUUUCUGGCCUGAGAGCGGAUCUCACAAAAGCCUUCAGCAUAUCACCAUUAUUCCAGGUCUCGCAUUCAUUUUCCAUCAGUUCACAGAGCCUACCACCAUAUACACUUGCCGCGCUUUUCGGUACGAACAAAGUAUUCUUACAGGGAAAUGUAGAUAACGACGGAAAUCUAUCAACCAGGUUCAACUACCGGUGGACACCCUCGCUCGUCUCAAAAACUCAGAUUCAAAUCGCCCCUGGGAAUCAGGCCAUGGCACAAUUUGAUCACGAAUAUACUGGAAAUGAUUUCACUGCUUCAUUGAAAUCCUUAAACCCAUCAAUAAUCGAUGGAGGACUUACGGGCAUAUACAUCGGAAGCUAUCUUCAGGCUGUAACACCUAACCUUGCAGUCGGUCUAGAAGCAAUGUGGCAACGUGCUGCUCUGAACCAAGGACCAGACUCUACAGUGUCUUACUGUGCAAAAUACAAAGGAAACGGUUGGAUUCUUAGCGGUCAACUGGCUGGGGGUGGUGCAAUUAGUACGUCAUACUGGAGGAAACUAUCGGAAAAAGUGGAGGUAGGUGCAGACUGUAGCGUACGGCUUGAUAAUGCACCAAGUAACAACUUCAUGGGCAGCUCUCGGAAAGAGGGAUUGACCACUAUUGGAGCCAAGUAUGAUUUUAGGAUGUCUACGUUCAGAGCCCAGGUAGACUCAACUGGCAAGCUAGGGUGUUUGCUAGAAAAGCGCAUAGCUCAGCCAGUAAUGUUAACCUUCUCCGCAGACAUGGACCACUUUAAGCAACAAGUCAAGCUUGGCAUGGCUGUUUCAUUUGAAGCGGGAGGCGAAGAGCUCCAAGAGCAGCAGGAGAUGAACGGGGGGACAACUGCGGCCCAGAUCCCAUUCUAG